This is a messenger RNA of Bathycoccus prasinos, 1632 nucleotides long. RefSeq lists its product with no specific name. The transcript has a single exon. Gene Ontology annotation, biological process: chlorophyll biosynthetic process. Bases 1 to 1632 code for a protein of 543 amino acids. The record is from RefSeq and is a predicted model, not a curated record. Gene Ontology annotation, molecular function: protein binding. NCBI's taxonomy places the organism in Eukaryota, Viridiplantae, Chlorophyta, Mamiellophyceae, Mamiellales, Bathycoccaceae.
AUGGAGCGUUUCCGAAACGCGAAGAGGAAGAGGGACAGACAGAAAGCACUUUCUCCUUUUCUUUUUCCCUUCUCGAAUCAGGGUUUAGCACACAGUUUCGCAGAGAAAUCUUCUCUUUCGAAAAAGAGAAGGAAAUCGUCGUUUUCGAUAUUUGCGUCUGUGUCUGUACACACGCCUCCUUCACACCACCUCACAACUUUAAUUGAAAUACGAUUAAGGAUAACGAUGACAUCAACAGUAGCGUCGAUGGCGUCGACGUCGGCUUUUGUCUCGUCGAAGACGACGACGACGAUGAGAAAAGGAAAGCGCGGCGCGCAAAAGAAGUCAACCUUCGCACCACCUCCUCCAAGAGUCGUUUCGGAUAAAGAAGAAGAUUACAUCAACAGCAUUACGGCGCGUGAUGAUGCUCGUCCUUUGAUGGACAAAGAUGGGGAUAAAAACGAAGAAGAGAGCGCGUCGUCGUCGUCACCAUCUCCUUCUUCAUCUUUGUUGAGGAGAAGAUUUGCGGCGAGCGUGUGUGCAGUGUCCGUUUCCGUGAUGAUGGGAGGAGGCGGAUUUCUCGGAGAGGAUAUCAACACCAACAACGUAGCAAAUGCGGCGACGAUUAAUCUUCUCCCUCCUGAUUUGGAGAAGAGAAGAGAAGAAGAGGAAGCAGCAUCAUAUGCGCGAAUACGUAAAUUGGAAGAAGAAAUUAUCGCGGAAGAGAAUCGGAUAAGGGCGGGAGAAAUGAAAAAAGUUACCGCGGUGAACGACGAGUUGGCGCGAGUGCGAGAACAAGAGAUGAAAAAAGUGGACAUCUUGAACGCUGAAGCUGACUCGUUCAAGGCACAGCAAGAAAGAAUCGAGGCGAACUCGAGAGAUGCCGUCGCAAGAGGUGAAGCUUUGUGUGUCACGCCGUCUGGAAUAGACAUCGUUGGGAUCACGGAGCUCUUAGCGCUCAUCGGCGCCACGGCUUCGGGGAUUCGAGCGAGACAACAGAAGAUUAUCGUGGACGAGUUGAAUGAAAAGCUGAGAGCUAUUAACCAGUCGCUGACUGCGAGAAGUAAACGCAAUCCAACAGGUAUGGGUGCGUCGUUAGGGUACGCCGGGGCGCAAAUGGCAGGGACGCCAGUAGACUCACCAAUGUCGGCUUCGAUGUCAGAACUGGCCUCGGGUAGCAAAGACGAAGCAGCGAUAAAAGACGACGGCGAUGAUGCCAGUAAGGGAGGAAAGAAGACAGACUUUGCCGUCGGUCCGGAAGACUCCGUGGAUGAUAGCGAAUAUGACGAGACGAGAGUGAACUUGAAGAAAGGAAGACAGCUUUUGAGAGAAAAAAGUUACCAAGAGGCGAUAUCGUCGUUUGAAAAAGCUUUGGCGCUUUCGAGAAUGAACGGCGAUCAAAUCAAAAUGCGACGCGCCGUUCGAGGUCUUGGCGCUACGAAAAAAGCGAUGGGCGAGCUUUCAGACGCGAUUAAAUACAUGGAAGAAGUUCUCGAUAUUUCCAAAGCGAUUAAAGAUUACACGGGCGACAUGGACGCCGUCGGAUCCAUCGCGGAUAUGUACACCGAGCUCGGCGAUUUGGAAAAAGCCGGGGAGUAUUACGACAUGUACCUGAGCAAGAUCAACGACGCGAGCGUGGAUUACGACGACUAG